Messenger RNA from Magallana angulata, 2274 nucleotides. RefSeq names its product hillarin-like. The record is from RefSeq and is a predicted model, not a curated record. Lineage: Eukaryota; Metazoa; Mollusca; Bivalvia; Ostreida; Ostreidae. The coding region runs from base 1 to 2274 and encodes 757 amino acids. The transcript is spliced from 5 exons.
AUGUCUGAUGAAGAGAUUGACUUGGACGGUGUCCCUCCCCCCUCCCCCGAGCUUCUGUCGGAAAGCAGACAACAGGAAGUGGACAGCCAGGCUGCAAGCCCCCAGGGUCAAGUUUCGAAAGAAAUAACCCUGAGUACUGGACAUAUUCAGGUUGAAAAUCGCUCUGUUGGAGAGCAACCCCCAACGGCACCAUCAACAUUUAAACUGGUACCCGUCAGUGCCGAGCAGGAACAGCCCCCGCCCCCGUUGGCUAACCCGACUGGCCCCAGUCACCUGAUGUCUAGUUUGGAUCAGAUUGACCGCCAAGUUCUACAAUCUGUGGAUGACCACGCUAUACAGGUAUCAACAUAUGAGCAUCCAAGCUUCAGGGAAUUGAUUUGGGAUUUGGUUUUCUCAAAAAAUAUCUCCAACGAAUUAGAAAAAGUGAGAGCAAUAUUUCAAUGGCUAGCUACUAAGAAUCUAAAAGAUAUUGUCUUUAACAAUGUUGAGAAAGGCAGCCCUGAGGAGGUUUUACUCGAACUCAAGGAGGGUAAAACAACAUACGCUAGAGUGUUUGACACGAUGUGCAAUUACGCAGGAUUACACUCCAGAAUCAUUAGCGGUUAUGCUAAAGGGGUAGAAUACAAUCUCGGCAUGAAGUUCAAUCCAGACACAGAUAAGCACUCCUGGAACGCAGUCUACAUCAACGGAACUUGGGGUCAUGUGGAUGCUAACUGGGGCGCCAGGGGGGUCAUAAAAAAACUUAGAAAACUCCACUACCGGCUAGAUGAGUAUUACUUUCUUCCAGAUCCCCAUCAUUUUAUCUGCGACCACUUUCCUAAUGACCAACAGUGGCAGUUGUUGGAAAGGCCCAUAACGUUGGAUGAAUUCGAGAACAUGCCACACAUUAAACCCGAGUUCUUUACGUAUGGGCUAGAGAUUGUGAGACACCAGUCUGUGAUAAUUUAUGGACAAUAUGAAGUAAAUGUUCGUCUCAGAUAUCCUUCCCAUGAGCAUAAGAUGGAUUUCGACUUCAUUUUGCAGUUUGAGAGUGGCGAGGAGGAGGAGUAUAAAGGAACCAAACUGAACCGCUAUGGCAUGCAGGAAAGUGUUGAAGGCAUUGCUUCCUUCAGGCUACGCCUCCCAGUAAAGGGAUCAUACAUUCUUUCCAUAUAUAUUAAGGAAUAUAAACCAGAGAACAUAGUUAGUUUGCACGAAGUGUGCGAGUAUAAGAUUGUCCAGGAAGAAGUAUCGAUCACCGAACCACACCCCUUCCCACCUUGUGCAUACCUGAACUGGGGACCUAGCACCUAUUUCUACAGGUAUGGUCUGGCCACCAACCAACAGAAUGCCCAGAUCUCGACUAGGGACGGAAAAGCUGAGCUACAGAUUAUAUUACCAAAACAGAUGCAUUUCAUGACUAAACUGAAGCACAAUGAUCUAAACGAUGAAGACCUAGAAGGCUAUGCGACUCACAGAAUUGUUGGAAAUACCGUUUAUUUCAACAUCACUGCGCCGAGGCGUGGUGAAUACGGAUUAGAAAUUCAUGCCAAUGACCCAGCAACCGAAGGUUUAACCCUGAAUCAAGUGGCACAAUAUUUAGUGGAGUGUAACGAAGAUGUAAAUACCGUUCCAUUACCAAAACUGUCGGCUGGGUAUCUUGGAGCUAAACCUGAAUUUAUUGACUAUGGUCUAGACACUUUAAGUCACCAUAUCCCUGUAAUUCACCUAGAAGCCAACACCGUCGAAAUUCAGUUCUCGGUUACCCAAGAAAUAAGACUCAAUGCCAACCUUAUAGAAGUUGAAUCGGAUCGAAAGAUGCCAGAAUUCGUCUUUACCCAGACAAAGGAUUCGGUGGUCAGCUUCAUAGUUAACUGCCCGUCCGUGGGAUUCUACAAGCUACAGCUGUACGCAAUCCCAGUCCACAACCCAAGCCAACAACUAACAGGAGUCUACAACUACCUGAUCAACUGUCAGAGAAAGACCGAAAAUGUCUUUCCUUUUCCCAUACAGUACACCAAGUGGACGGAAGACUGCUACAUGUGGGAGCCGCUAAUCGUCCAUAAAGAGAUAGAGAAACCCACAGUCAACUUCCACGUCAAGAUACCAAAGGCCAAAGCCGUCGCCGUAGAGGUGAAUCAGAAGUGGACCCAACUUCAAUCGUUGAUGCCGGAAAUUUGGCAAGGGGAGGUUAAUCUGGCGCUUUAUUAUGGAGAAGGCGUCAAAGUAACUUUGAAUGCUUUCUUUGGUGGAGACAAUACCAGUUAUUCAACAUUGCUUGAAUAUUUAAUUUAG